Molecule: messenger RNA, 8742 nt
Organism: Ictalurus furcatus (blue catfish)
Lineage: Eukaryota; Metazoa; Chordata; Actinopteri; Siluriformes; Ictaluridae
Product: neuroblast differentiation-associated protein AHNAK
Exons: 5
Coding region: 1854-8231 (2125 amino acids)
Biological process (GO): regulation of RNA splicing
Cellular component (GO): nucleus; cytoplasm
Source: RefSeq, a predicted model, not a curated record
UUGGUCAUUCUUGGCCUAUGCUUAAGGACACCUCAGUUUAUUUCAUGCCACAGGCUUUGAGUCUGAAUCCUUUAUAAGGAGCCUGUUGCUAUUAAUGUGGCUAGUUUUCUAGUUAAGGACAUUUAUUUUUUUUUAGCUACCUCAUUCAGUAACUACGUUUACAUGCACAUCAAAUACCGUUUAAGGUCAAUAUUCGGGUUGCGGCCAUAUUCCGAAUGCGAUGUAUGUUUAUGUGAGUCCAGGCAUAGGAAUAUCCCUGUAUACAGGCUUGUUGUAAGUAUGCCCGAGUUGCCAUUCCUAAAUACCUCUGUUAGCACCCACAGUUCCUUGCGGUUUGAGCAUGCGCAUAUACAGUACUGUGCAAAAGUUUGAGGCACAUGCAAAGAAAUGCUUAGAGCAAAGAUGCCUUCAAAAAUAAUGAAAUGAAAGGUUUCUACAUCCAAAAAAUAAUAAAUACGGUAAAGAGCAGUGAAAUGUAGUAAAUGAAACAAAGUCAAUAUUUGGUGUGACAAAAAUGUUGUUUUUUUUUUUUUUUUUAAAUAGUCUCAGGUAGAAUGAGUGCAGUUUUAUAAGGAAAUGAGCUGUAAGUUUUAUCGAGCAUCUUACAGAACCAGACAUCAUUAUGUUUUUUGUUGUUUUUUUUUUGUCUGAAAAGUGUCUCUUACCACUUAAUACGCUGCUUUCUUUACUGACAUACAAACAUUUUUAUGUAACGUUUUAAAUUUUGUGCUGGAAAACUAAUCUUUGGAAAUAUUAGUAAAAUGACGCAAUAAUGUAGUGAUGUCUCAGUGGUUAAAGGCUCUGGGUGACUGAUCAGAAGGUCAGGAGUUCAAACCCCAGCACUGCUAAGCUACCACUGUUGGGCCCCUGAGUAAGGCCCUUAACCCUCAACUGCUCAGUUGUAUAAAUGAGACAAAUGCAAGUCGCUCUGGAUAAGGGCGUCAGCCAAGUGCCGUAAAAAAUGUGUUUUGAAUAAAUGCAACACAUUUCUGAUUAACGCAGACGUAUUCCAGGGGUGAGAAUCAGAAUAUUGUCUUAAUCUGAAUCGGGUAAUCGACUCGACUCGGUACUAAUUACAAUAUUGGCAAAUUCUGACCAAUAUCACAAUAUUGAUGUGCAUGUAAGCGUAAUGUUUAUGAGUCAAAUGUUCAUUUACUUAUUUUAUACGUUUUCAAUGUGUUAUUUCUGUUAUCUGCGUGUAAUGAGAAACAGAAAUUCGUUUUCACUUUUAAUAAAGCCUCUUACUAGCUUAAUAAUGUCUUUCUGUAUUUCCUUGUUAUAUCGUAAGUAUAAGCUGUAGGGUUGUUGUGGGUUUUUUUUUUUUUUUUUGGUCCUCCUUAAUGGCGCAGUAUUUGUGUUCGCUGUGUGUUGUCAAUCCAGACACACAAUCUGCAUACCAGAAGGUGUGUUCGCUGCUAAAUAUUCAUCCCCACCCAGAUCAGCUGUGCUGCUUAAUUGAAUAGUAAUGGGUGUUUCUCUGUGAAAGCUGAGCACCUGAGUCAUAUGAGAGGAUACAGGUGUGGACUUUUUUUUCUCUCUCUCUCUCUCUUAUGGAAAUGUAUUCUUAUGAGGUUUUUUUUUUUUUUCUUGGAUGGAAAGUCAUGAGAAGGAAUUUGCGGGCUUGGCAGGGUGUCCAAAUCUGUGUGAUGGAGGUUUAACCUGUUUGUUUGGCUGCCUUAAAGUUGCCUCUCUUAAACAGCGAACGGAUAGAGGACGUAAUCAUAGUCGUACCGCUCCGUCUGUGGUGGCGUAUCAACAUGGGAAGUUGACACAUCCAGCUCUGAAAGGACGCUCAACACAGUCUUAAUGCAAGCUGAGGCUUAGACCUUGCUUCUUUUGUUUAAAAAAAAAAAAUGACUAACCAUCGAAGGAGCCUGUCUGAAAGCCUUGUGCUUGAGGAUAAUGACAAAAGAUAUCUGCAUGUCUCUGGAAUCAACCAUGAGGAAUGUCAAGAUGGAGAUGAAACUGUUGGUGCCAUGAAGAAUGAAAUCAUUGACAUACUGCAACUAACUGAACCAUACAAUGACAAGAUUCAAGUGCUGUCAAAGCCACACAUGAGAUCCAGUAAAAGCUUGGGAAAUUUGGAUAACAGAAUCAAAGCUCCCGAUGAGCUACGUAUGGAUACUUACAACAGGCUUUUCAAUACCAAAGUCAAGAGGUUUAUUAAAGGAAACCCACAACGAAAAAGUCAAGAUGUUGUCAGACCUAAUAUUGAUGUUAAAGGUGACUUCACAGAGCCAGAAUUUGGUUUGUCAUCUCCCAAAAUGGAUGCAGGAUAUAGUCGUUCUGACGUUUACAUUAAAGGGCUAACAAAUGACCUCAAUCCCGAAACCGGACUUCCAACUCCAAAUGUGGACUUAUCAUCAGGCAACGUGAACACGCCCAGGUUUAAAAUGCCAGAUUUUGGACUGUCAGCACAUAAAAUAAGGGCACCUGACAUUGAUCUCUCACAUCCUAAGAUUAAGGGAGAACUCAACUCACGAGACAUCACAACCCCAGAUCUCAAUGCACACACUCUAGAUAGACACAAGCCACAUUUAAAUUUUGAAGUUCCAUAUGAUGAUAUUGAUGUAUCUGGAUUCAGCAAUGACAUUAAGGCUCCCUCAGGAAAACUAAAAAUGCCAAAAUUUGGAGUAUCAGGACAUUUGCCCAAAGGAGGGGCUGAUGAACAAGACAUUAAGGUGACUCUCCCAGAAGCUGAUUUGAAGGCACCGAAACUGAAUGUGAAUUCCCCUGAUAUUGACAUUGAUAAUCAUACAGGAGAAUUCAAAAUGCCAAAAUUUAACCUUCCACGUUUUGAAGGACCUGACACUGAUGUGAAAGGAGAUUUAGAAAGGCCUAAUUUGCGUUGGUCUUCUCAUAGAUUUGAUGCAGAUGUUGAUGUUCCUGAUAUUGAUGGACCCAAAGCAGACAUGACACUUCCAGAUAUGGACCUACCAUCUGGUAAAUCAAAAAUGCCCAAAUUCAAGAUGCCUGAUUUUGGACACUCAAAAUCCAGUGUAAAGACACCCGAGAUGGAUCUCUCUCUGCCUAAGAUGAAAGGACAGAUAAACUCACCAAAUCUCACAGCACCAGAGUUCGAUACUGAUAUCCCAAUAGGUAAAAUCAAAGGACCAAAUCUUAAAGAACCAAAGCUUGAUAUAAACUCACCUGAAUUUAACAUCGAUGCUCCCUCGGGGAAACUGAAAAUGCCAAAUCUCAAAGUCCCAACGUUUAAGGGAGAUAUGGGUUCACCAGACAUGAAUUUGGCUUUCCCUGAAGCAGAUGUGAAUGGGCCAAAACUGAAUGUGAAUUCCCCUGAUAUUGGCAUUGAUGGUUCUACAGGAAAAAUCAAAAUGCCCAAAAUGAAAACACCUAAAUUUAGCCUUCCUGGUUUUAAAGGACGUGACGUUGAUGUAACAGGAGACUUAGAAAGGCCUGAUUUGAGUUGGUCCUCUCCUAAAUUUGAUGGAGAUGUUGAUGUUCCUGACAUUGAUGGACCCAAAGCAGGCUUUAAAGACAUGACACUUCCAGAUAUGGACCUACCGUCUGGUAAAUCAAAAAUGCCCAAAUUCAAGAUGCCUGAUUUUGGACACUCAAAAUCUAGUGUAAAGACACCUGAGAUGGAUCUCUCUCUGCCUAAGAUGAAAGGACAGAUAAACUCACCAAAUCUCACAGCACCAGAGUUCGAUACUGAUAUCCCAAUAGGUAAAAUCAAAGGGCCAACAAUUAAAGAACCAAAGCUUGAUAUAAAGUCACCUGAAUUCAACAUUGAUGCUCCUUCAGGGAAACUGAAAAUGCCAAAUCUCAAAGGCCCCAACAUUAAGGGACAUAUGGGUUCACCAGACAUGAAUUUGGCUUUCCCUGAAGCAGAUGUGAAUGGGCCAAAACUGAAUGUGAAUUCCCCUGAUAUUGGCAUUGAUGGUUCUACAGGAAAAAUCAAAAUGCCCAAAAUGAAAACACCUAAAUUUAGCCUUCCUGGUUUUAAAGGACGCGACAUCGAUGUAACAGGAGACUUAGAAAGGCCUGAUUUGAGUUGGUCCUCUCCUAAAUUUGAUGCAGAUGUUGAUGUUCCAGACAUUGACAUUGAUGGACCCAAAGCAGGCUUUAAAGACAUGACACUUCCAGAUAUGGACCUACCGUCUGGUAAAUCAAAAAUGCCCAAAUUCAAGAUGCCUGAUUUUGGACACUCAAAAUCUAGUGUAAAGACACCUGAGAUGGAUCUCUCUCUGCCUAAGAUGAAAGGACAGAUAAACUCACCAAAUCUCACAGCACCAGAGUUCGAUAUUGAUGUUCCAAAAGGUAAAAUUAAAGGACCAAAUCUUAAAGAACCAAAGCUUGAUAUAAAGUCACCUGAAUUUAACAUCGAUGCUCCUUCAGGGAAACUGAAAAUGCCAAAUUUCAAAGGCCCCAACAUUAAGGGAGAUAUGGGUUCACCAGACAUGAAUUUGGCUUUCCCCGAAGCAGACGUGAAAGGACCAAAACUAGAUGUGAAAUCCCCCAAUGUUGACAUUGAUAGUCCUACAGGAAAAAUCAAAAUGCCCAAAAUGAAGACACCCAAAUUUAGUAUUCCUGGAUUUAAAGGGCCAGACCUUGAUGUCAAAGGAGACUUGAAAGGGCCAGAUUUGAAUUUGUCCCUACCAUCAGGUAACAUUGAUGCUCCUUCAGGAAAACUGAAAAUGCCAAAUUUCAAAGGCCCCACAUUUAAGGGAGAUAUGGGUUCACCAGACAUGAAUUUGGCUUUCCCUGAUGCAAAUUUGAAAGGGCCAAAACUAGAUGUGAAUUCCCCUGAUAUUGACAUUGAUGGUCCUACAGGAAAAAUAAAAAUGCCUAAAACGAAAACACCCAAAUUCAGCAUUCCUGGUUUUAAAGGGCCUGACAUUGAUGUUAAAGGAGGCUUGAAAGGCCCAGAUUUGAGCAUGUCCUCUCCUAAAUUUGAUGCAGAUGUUUCUGGUCCUGACUUUGACAUUGAUGGACCCAGAGCUAAUGUUAAUGGUGUGACACUUCCAGACAUGCAUGCACCAUCAGGUAAAACAAAAAUGCCCAAAUUUAGGUUGCCUGGUUUUGGACUCUCAGGACCAAAAAUAAAGGCACCUGAGGUAGAUCACUCACUUCCUAAAAUGAAAGGAGAGAUAAACUCACCAAACCUCUCUGUCCCAGAGUUAGAUGUCAAUGUCCCAACAGGUAAAAUCAAAGGACCAACUCUUAAAGAACCAAAGGUUGAUAUCAGGUCACCGGACUUCAACAUCAAUGCUCCAUCAGGAAAACUGAAAAUGCCAAAUCUCAAAGGCCCCAACAUUAAGGGAGAUAUAAAUUCACCAGACAUGAAUUUGGCUUUCCCUGAAGGAGAUGUGAAAGGGCCAAACCUAUAUAUGAAUUCCCCUGAUAUUGACAUUGAUGGUCCUACAGGAAAAAUCAAAAUGCCUAAAACGAAAACACCCAAAUUUAGCUUUGCAGGUUUUAAAGGACCUGACACUGAUGUUAAAGGAGGCUUGAAAGGCCCAGAUUUGAGCAUGUCCUCACCUAAAUUUGAUGCAGAUAUUACUGGUCCUGACAUUAAUGGACCCAGAGCUAAUGUUAAUGGUGUGACACUUCCAGACAUGCAUGUACCAUCAGGUAAAACAAAGAAGCCCAAAUUUAGGUUGGCCGAUUUUGGACUCUCAGGACCAAAAAUAAAGGCACCUGAGGUAGAUCACUCGCUUCCUAAAAUGAAAGGAGAGAUAAACUCACCAAACCUCUCUGUCCCAGAGUUAGAUGUCGACGUCCCAACAGGUAAAAUCAAAGGACCAACUCUUAAAGAACCAAAGGUUGAUAUCAGGUCACCGGACUUCAACAUCAGUGCUCCAUCAGGAAAACUGAAAAUGCCAAAUUUCAAAGGCCCCACAUUUAAGGGAGAUAUGGGUUCACCAGACAUGAAUUUGGCUUUCCCUGAUGCAAAUUUGAAAGGGCCAAAACUAGAUGUGAAUUCCCCUGAUAUUGAUAUUGAUGGUCCUACAGGAAAAAUAAAAAUGCCUAAAACAAAAACACCCAAAUUCAGCAUUCCUGGCUUUAAAGGGCCUGACAUUGAUGUUAAAGGAGGCUUGAAAGGCCCAGAUUUGAGCAUGUCCUCUCCUAAAUUUGAUGCAGAUGUUUCUGGCCCUGACUUUGACAUUGAUGGACCCAAAGCUAAUGUUAAUGGUGUGACACUUCCAGACAUGCAUGUACCAUCAGGUAAAACAAAAAAGCCCAAAUUUAGGUUGGCUGAUUUUGGACUCUCAGGACCAAAAAUAAAGGCACCUGAGGUGGACCUCUCACUUCCUAAAAUGAAAGGAGAGAUAAACUCACCAAACCUCUCUGUCCCAGAGUUAGAUGUCAAUGUCCCAACAGGUAAAAUCAAAGGACCAACUCUUAAAGAACCAAAGGUUGAUAUCAAGUCACCGGACUUCAACAUCAAUGCUCCAUCAGGAAAACUGAAAAUGCCAAAUCUCAAAGGCCCCAACAUUAAGGGAGAUAUAAAUUCACCAGACAUGAAUUUGGCUUUCCCUGAAGGAGAUGUGAAAGGGCCAAACCUAUAUAUGAAUUCCCCUGAUAUUGACAUUGAUGGUCCUACAGGAAAAAUCAAAGUGCCUAAAACGAAAACACCUAAAUUUAGCUUUGCAGGUUUUAAAGGACCUGACACUGAUGUUAAAGGAGGCUUGAAAGGCCCAGAUUUGAGCAUGUCCUCACCUAAAUUUGAUGCAGAUAUUACUGGUCCUGACAUUAAUGGACCCAAAGCUAAUGCUAAUGGUGUGACACUUCCAGACAUGCAUGUACCAUCAGGUAAAACAAAAAAGCCCAAAUUUAGGUUGGCUGAUUUUGGACUCUCAGGACCAAAAAUAAAGGCACCUGAGGUGGACCUCUCACUUCCUAAAAUGAAAGGAGAGAUAAACUCACCAAACCUCUCUGUCCCAGAGUUAGAUGUCAAUGUCCCAACAGGUAAAAUCAAAGGACCAUCUCUUAAAGAACCAAAGGUUGAUAUCAGGGCACCUGAAUUUUCUUCAGGAAAACUGAAAAUGCCCAGUUUCAAACCCUCUAACAUUAAGGGAGAAAUAGAUUCACCAGACAUGAAUUUGGCUUACCCUGAAGCAGAUAUAAAAGGGGCAAAGCUAGAUGUGAACUCCCCUUAUAUUGACAUCGAUAGUCCCACAGGAAAAAUCAAAAUGCCCAAAGUGAACACACCAAAAUUUAGCCUUCCAAGUUUUAAAGGACAUGAGACUGAUAUCCAAGGAGACUUGGAAGGGCCAGAUUUACCCUUGACAUCCAAAAAAUUGAAUGCAGUAAUUGGUGCUCCUGAUAUUGACAUUGAUGCACGAAAACCUACAUUUCCAGACAUGGAUUUAAAAGUGCCCGGACUUAAGAUGCCCAAAUUAAGAUCAUCAGAUCCUAAAUUAAUGGCACCUGAGAUGGAUGCAUCACUUCCUCAGAUUAAGGGAGACAAUUCAGCUGACUUUAAUAUCAAAGGCUAUAAACCACACAUUUCCUCCCCUGACUAUGAUGAAUAUAUCCCUACAGGUAACAUUAAAAUGACCACUCCAAAUGUUGAUCUCAAAGGUCCUGACAUAGAUAGUGAUAUGACCUCAGGAAAACUGAAAAUGCCCAAAUUUGGACUUUCAAGUAAGAUGCCAAAACAUAAGGGGCAAAUUGAUGGCCAAGACAUUAAGGUACCUCUUCCUGAAGCUGAGUUGAAGAGUCCCAGACUGGAUUUGACAUCUCCAGAUAUCGACAUUGAUGGCCCAGCAACACCAACAUUUAGCAUCCCUGGAUUUAAAGAGCGUGAUAUUGAUUAUAAAGGUACCUGGGAGACGCCAGUAGACGUGAAAUAUCCUGAAAUUGGCACUGAUGGUCCGGAGAGUAAAUUCAAAUUACCAAAACUCACGACACCAAAAUAUGAUAUUCAAGGAUUUAACAACGCUGAUAUAAAAGCGCCAUAUUCAAACGUAUCUGCAAUGGAUUCUGAGUUUGGGAUUCCUGACUAUGUCACAACUGAUCUUAAAGGUCUCAAAACAGACCUUACACUUCCAGAUGUUGACUUGCCAUCAGGCAAAGUAAACUUGCCUGGCAGUGGCCCAAAUAAUCAUUACAAAUCUGACAUAAAAUAUCACCAGGGAAGAGAUGCAUCACAUGGCAGUAUUAAAAUUAAAAACAACUUGGAGUCUUUGGUAUCAGGCAUGGAACUUGAAGUACCAAAACAAUCCUUAAAGGGGUCAGUGUUUAAAAAGCGAACACUACUAUGAUGGGAUGGAUUUUCAUAUUGAUGGUAAUCUCUCUUUUUUUUUUUUACCACAGAAAGACAGGUCUUUCAAAAUAAUUCAUUUCAUGUACGUUGUGAAGAAUAUAUCAGGGUUAUAUUAAUAUUCACGUGUAAAUAUUUGAACAAAAACAUAUCACAAAUAUACACAAAAAACAUUAUAUACUAUCUUUUGUUACAACUUGUGUAUGUAUAUACAUUUUGUAUGCUUGCUUUGUACCACUAGCAGUUAAAAUAGAACCUUACACAUUCUUGCACUAGUACACUGGGAAAGUGUCGAAUUUUUGUGGGAUUUAAUGACGAUUACAAUGCAUUUGAAUGUUUUCGACAUUGUAAUAUAUUAUUGUUACCACUGUUAAAUGAAGUUUAAAUGUGCAAAACCUUCUUUGGUGUAAAGCUAAAAUUCAUAUCAAACACAUGACCGUGAAGAUGUAUUAGUAAUUUGUGCUUUUUUGGGGUAUUUUAAAACGGAUGUAAAAUAAAUGUUUACAAAAUUA